This is a messenger RNA of Nematolebias whitei (Rio pearlfish), 1630 nucleotides long. RefSeq names its product probable crossover junction endonuclease EME2 (gene eme2). Gene Ontology annotation, molecular function: DNA binding; nuclease activity. Gene Ontology annotation, biological process: replication fork processing; mitotic intra-S DNA damage checkpoint signaling; resolution of meiotic recombination intermediates. Bases 130 to 1401 code for a protein of 423 amino acids. The record is from RefSeq and is a predicted model, not a curated record. Gene Ontology annotation, cellular component: Holliday junction resolvase complex; nucleus. Lineage: Eukaryota; Metazoa; Chordata; Actinopteri; Cyprinodontiformes; Rivulidae. The transcript is spliced from 8 exons.
GCUCCAAACGGAUCUGUGCAAGAAGCGAGUUUUGAGAUGGUUUGUCCCUCAGCGGACACCAUCGCGGAGAAGACGCUGCUCUUUAAAGUUAUUGAAAAAUGUGACGUUUGCGCGUCUUAAACAUGCGAAAUGUCUGCCUUGCGUAGAGCUAAAGAGUGGGAAAUAUCUGCAUCAGACGACAGCGAUGUUGAACCGAAAGCAGGUUUAAAUCGAGAUGAACGAGCUUCACCGAACAACACCAGUGAAACUCCCCCGGAGUCACAAACACUAUCUGUGGAUACUUUAUCAGAAUCCUCCCGCACGGUGAGUCCCGUACGAAAGCGCCGCACCAAGGAGGAGAUAGAAGCUGACAGACAGAAAACCAAGGAGAAGAAGGAGGCCAAGGAGAGGCAGAGAGCUGCCAGGGCCAAGGAGAAGGAGGAGAGGAGGCGGGAGAUACAGAGGAGGAGAAAGGACGCCGAGGAGCUCAAGAAACUCCGUCCUGAAAACUGUAUCAAGUGCCUAAAUGUCUGCGUAGAAGCAGCUCUCCUACAACAGGACGGCUCAGACCUUCUCCUGGACACCCUGACCACGCUGGAGUGGAGGUUUACCAUCGAAAGCCAGCAGAUCUCUCACAGCAUCACUUGGACCAGAGAUGUACCUCAGCAGGGAGAUGAAGGCCAGAUCUCUGUGGAGGAGGAUCAAAUGGUUCUGGUCCUGACUCUGGCUGACUUCUUGGACGUUGUGAUCUCUGUAAAAGAGAUGUUGGACAGUGAAGGGGAUGGGACAGGGACUGUCCUAAGUCCGCUUUUGGAGCGUCUUAACCGGGACGCCACACAGGUGGUGACGAUGCUGGUGACAGAUUCUGAGGCGGUUUACAGGUCAGAAGCUGGUGGUGAGGGUUUUCCAGAACAGACGCUACGAUCCAAACUGGGAAUGAAGAACAUGGACAUAGAGGAGGUGCUUGUGUACCUCCAGCUCUUCAAAAACGUCUCGGUGGUGUUCCUGGACAGCUGGCAGGACGUCACUGACCACGUGUGUGCCGUCACCAAGGCUUUGUCAAAACGACCUUUCAAACUCCUGACAGAGCAGUCAGAGCUGCCGUUCUGCGUGGACGGCUCGUGGGCCGCGGGGGCUCGGGUGGACCGGGACGGCUCGGGUCUCAGUCUGGUCUGGAGCCGGCAGAUCCAGCAGCUGAACAGAGUCAGCCCCGCUGGGGCCUCCGCCGUGACAGAGGCCUUCCCGUCUCCUCGAGCGCUGCUGCAGGCUUACCAGACGUUGGAGUCUGAGGCGGAGCGGAAAGGGAUGCUGGCGGGUCUCGUAGUGAAAGCUGAAGGAAAAGAGAGACGGAUCGGCGCCGAGAUUUCAGCCAGAGUUUACCGAUGCUUCACAUCCCAGAACCCUCAGCUGGUCCUGGACUAAUCUGCGCACAUUAAAACCAUGAAUCUUGAAUCCUCACUUUUAAAAACGAGCCGCUGUAUCCUCGUUUACAAGCUAGCGCCUUUUGUGUACAUAAACAUUUUAAGUAAUAUUUUGCAAGAAAAAAAAUCAAGUUUUUAAUGAACUGCAAAGUGAUUUGGAUAUAAAAUGAGGCACAAGAAGUUUCUAGUUUUGAUUUAUUUCACAGAACAGCUGGAGUAAGAAAGCUCGU